Molecule: messenger RNA, 2253 nt
Organism: Peronospora matthiolae
Lineage: Eukaryota; Oomycota; Peronosporomycetes; Peronosporales; Peronosporaceae
Source: the annotation of a GenBank genome assembly
AUGACCAAAAAGCGUCGCGCUUCUUCGUCCAGUACGAAGAAACCUUCGUCGUCUGCUGCUGCCGCUGCCAUGAGCUCCUCGCCCUUCCCAUACCCGUCCCCACCCCCUGCGACGCCCCCUCGACUGCCCCGCUCGAGCUUGGCUCGAGGAUCUCCACUGCGCAUUGGCGUAGCAGCCAGCACGCGCUCGCAGCUCAGCGUGUCGACGCUUCCGGUACUGUCACCGCCACUGAAAAAGCGCGUCAUGGGGCGUCGUCACGCCAAAGCGGUCAAGCUCCAACUCCCCGAUGAUGAUGAUGAUGAGGAGGAGGAGGAGGAUACGGAUGCUGCCAAGGGCGGCUACACUGACAAGGAUGGCUACAUUGACACAAAGAGCUACAACACCACGGAAGACGCGGAAAACAGCUGUUGCGGGUACGAGAGCGGGACGACCUCGCAAGUCGCUGAGGAGACGACGGUACAGCCCUUGAAGCCCGAUCCGUAUCUUCCCGAAGCCUAUCAACGAGAGGCAACAGUGCUGCGACAUGGCGACAGUUUCUACAACGCCAUGUUGACACGGGUGCGUAUCCACCACAACUACAGCGAGUUCAUUGCGUUGCAAGCGCUCGAGUUCCGCCAGGACUUUUACCUCUGGACACGUGCUGGACGUGUCGGAUGUGCGGGGAAAACGACGCUCCAGCGCUUUUCAAGCGUCGAGAAAGCCGCGUUUGAGUUCUGUCUGCUGUUUUCGUCCAAGACCAAUUGCGAGUGGAACGAACGCCAUGCAGCGCUGCGCUUCCAGGAAGGCAGUUAUACGUGGAUUGAGCUGGACUAUUCCAUGGGCACGCCGUACUCCCAGUCGCUCACGAGCGCGCUGGCAGACAAUCAAGGCGAGAUGGACCACGCUGACAGUUUCCAAGACUUUGAGCUUGUCUCGGCGACGUCGUCACCGCUUCCGCCAGCUUCGGCUUCCAGUCGCAAACGUCGUCGCACGGCAGCGUGGAAUGCCUAUUUAUCCUCUAGUUCCAUUGCUGGUGUUGGUGCUGCUACUGCAACGAGCACGCAGCAGUCUCAAGGCAGUCAACCAUGUGACUGGCUGUAUGCAAACUCGGAUGGUGAUGCUGCUGCUGCUGCUUGUGCAAGUUUGAUCGAGACUUCAACAUGUGCAUGUGUGGUUGCCCCGCCAUCUCGAUUGUCGACUGAUGUGCAGGAUUUUGUGACGCUCAUUGCGGAUCACAGCGAGCUGUCGUAUGCACAGACGGUCACGGACGAUGGAGCAGGGGACGCGGUUAUGAAGCUGCCAUUAGGUCGACUAUCCAAGACCACCAUCAAGCGCGGGUACGAGACCUUGGAAGAAAUGUACGAAGCGUUGCGUGAUCGACAAGUGUCUCGAGCCCAAUUGACGAGUCUGAGCAGUCAUUUCUACUCGCUCGUUCCACAUCAUUCGCGCUUGGAGGUGAUUGAUACAAUGGUAAAACUCGGCAAGAAAGUGCAGCUGAUGGCCGAAGUUGGUAUCAGCGUGCGUGGAAUCGCUCAUGACCCGGUAGCACGACGGUGUGCCUCAAGAAACUAUUUGGACGAGUGCUAUGAGUUGUUGGAGUGCGAGCUACAACCUGUAAAGAGCUCGAAUCCCGAUUUCGCACUCAUUCAGACGUACAUUCGGAACUCAAACUGCUGCGGGCGAAAGCAAGAUCGACUGCAGUUGUUGUCGGUGUUUCGCGUGGAAAAGAGCGAGCAGGAGACGCGUUUCGAGCCCUUCCGCAAAUUCAGCAAUCGUCGGAUUCUAUGGCACGGUAGUCACUUGGCAAACUGGUCGGGCAUUUUAUCGGAAGGGCUGCGAAUCGCGCCUCCUGAAGUUGCAUCAAAUGGUCGAAUCUUUGGCAAAGGGCUGUACUUUACCGACAAGGUGACGAAAGCACAGGCGUAUUGCCACUGCCGCCCGACGAAUGGCCACAAUCAAUGCGUGCUUGCCUUGAGUGAAGUAGCACUUGGUGCAUGCAAGGAAAUGUUGAACUCGGAUGACAACGCGAAACAGUUUGUACACACGGGUUCUGGCGGAAGGGCGAACGAAGCGUAUUUCCACAGCUGCAAAGGUGUUGGAUCGUGCCGGCCGGACUCGAGCGGUGAUGUCGUGGACACUCAUGGUGCGAUUUGGCCCUUGGGCAAAUCAGUCCAGCCUGAGAAGCGUACGGGGCUCCACCACAGCGAGUACAUUAUUUACAACCCGAACCAGACACGCAUGCGCUACGUCGUGCUCGCCGAGAGCCCAUAUUAG